CAGUCUUUCCCUGUGUCUAUUAAGCACAUAACUCUUUUUUCACUUUGUCGUAUUUGUUUGAACGUAUAUACACAGGAAGCCACUAGGGAAGAAAUUAAUCAAGAUGCCAACUGCUCCUGCAAGUAAUCGUUUGAACAAGAAAGAAAUUAAUAGAGAAGCAUGGACGGCUGAGGAAGACCAAAAACUGGCUCAAGUUAUUAGAAUCCAUGGCCCAAGGAGAUGGAAAUCACUAGCAGCUCUAGCAGGUCUUAAUAGGUGCGGGAAGAGUUGCAGGUUAAGAUGGAUGAAUUAUCUUAGACCUAAUAUAAAGAGAGGCAACAUAUCUGAACAAGAAGAAGACUUGAUUCUAAGGCUUCAUAAACUCCUUGGUAACAGAUGGUCUUUGAUUGCAGGUAGACUCCCGGGUCGAACUGAUAAUGAAAUAAAGAACUACUGGAAUUCUCAUUUGAGCAAGAAGAUUACCCAAAAUGGAAGAGUACGGAAGAAAAGUUCCACAACACAGCAGCCUGAGCCCAUGGAAACAAAGGUGAUGAUCACCCAAAUGGAAACAACAGAUAUUUCAAAUUCUACCCUUGUUGGAGAGGAUGAUCACAGCUUGUUUGAUUUCUACAUCGAGGAGGAACCCAUUAAUAAUUUAGAAUGGAUGAGCGAGUUUCUCAAUUUGGAUCACCAGACAUGGCUAUAAUUAACUAUGAAGUGAUUCGAGAUUUAGUAGACGAGUUGACAGACUACAUAAAUAUGAUUUAUUUAUCUAAGGUUUGAAAUAUACAAAUAAUCAGAUUUAUAGAGUGUGCCAACUCUUCUUUUUUUGGGUGCCCAUUAAUUUUUCUUGCAUGAAAUUUUAAUCAACCUAAGUCCAUAUCCCAUAAGUUUGAUUUGGGGUUGGUGUUGUAUUUUAAGUCUUAUAUAGCCAAGAGAGACUUUGAUAAUCCAAAGAAAAACUUGCUUUAGGCUUUAGGUUUAUGCGAGUUUCUGGGUGGAAGAGGUUUUCUUUGGAUUAACAAAAGUCUUGGCAGAUGUAAUUUCUUCUAUUUUGCAUAAAAUAUUUGGAAGUGGGAGACU
Messenger RNA from Carica papaya (papaya), 1062 nucleotides. RefSeq names its product transcription factor MYB114-like. Lineage: Eukaryota; Viridiplantae; Streptophyta; Magnoliopsida; Brassicales; Caricaceae. The record is from RefSeq and is a predicted model, not a curated record.